Messenger RNA from Xyrichtys novacula (pearly razorfish), 2474 nucleotides. The record is from the annotation of a GenBank genome assembly. Lineage: Eukaryota; Metazoa; Chordata; Actinopteri; Labriformes; Labridae.
GGCUCAACUUACCCUUUAGCUCAACUUACCCCACUCCUCUACUAUUUUAAUACAGUCGAUGACAGACAUGCAGUUUAAUUUGUUUCUCUUUUUCUUUGAUUAUGCAUUCAUACUUUCUAUUGUAAAUGUAAAGUCGGGAUGCAAGGAGAACGUUACAAAUAAAGACUACAUUUUGAAUAUAGGGAAGUUUUGGCCAUUCAUUUGAUAAUGACAAAUCUUCCAGAGUCUGAGUCUGCUGGCACAACCCAUCAGCUGUUAGCCUUUGGCUACGUCAAUGCUAAGGAAGUGGCAUUUUCGUGGACCAAACGUGGAGCUGGUAGCCAUGGCACUAAUAAAUCCAGCCAUGCUUACGUGAAACAAAACCCUUUUAGGGAGCUAUGCGUCGGCUCUACUAGAAGGUAAGAAGGAAUUAAUGAGUAAACGGCUUAUAACGCCAGGAAUAGGUAAGCAAUGUUUGGUAGCCUCGGUCACUCACUUAGGUUAGCAUGCUAACGUGAACCUUUUCAUCUGAGGGGUUGUAUGAGACUUCUUUCACUAGAAAUCUGUACUUUAUUUUAAAUAAACAACAGUCGCUAAAAUCUAUAUCAUAUCUUGGAGCAGUUGAGUUUUCUACCUGCUUGUAGGUAAUAAGCACCUGUUGUGUGUCUCUUAAGUUGCUCGGUGAGACAUGGAUUUCCUCACUCUGUUCGCCAUCUAUGUCGUGGUGGUGCUGACAUGUAUACUCCUGGUCUGCAAAUACUCAGGACAACAGCAAACCCCCUUUAAUACCCUCUUCAACACUAUCGUAAAGGUAAGUUUUGCUUGGUGGUUGCACUGCCUUAUUACAACACUAUGUGGCGCUGUAGGAUUUAUGAUCUCGAUGCAAAUACAUGUCCUCUUCAAUAACACAUGUUCACCUGUUUGUGCACAGGUAGUUUCCCCAUUUACGCCAACAUGGCUCCAGAAGUUAACACGGUGGAGCCUGCACAGACUUUUCCAUCAAAGGUGUGUGCUAUAAGUGUUACAGACAAGGGAAUAAACUUUUUGUCUAAUAUUGUUUCAUGUUUUUACCUUUGAUUUUGGUGUGAGUCGUUUUUAGUAUAGUAUUUUUAGUUUUUAGUAUAUUUCUGUAAUUUUCAUUUGCUGUUUUUGCAGGAACAACUUUUUCAUCUAUUUGCAUAUCCUGCUGGAGGGCGCCGUGUAUGCAGAGUUCACCUAUGAGGUGUUUGGCUUCUGCAGGGAGAUGGACACCACUCUGACCAGUCUGUCUGUGCCUUACAUCCUGCUUGCCUUCAAGACCUUCUUCUUCUACCUCUGUAUCAAGAGAGAUCCAGGUUAAUUACACACUGAUAGUGAACCAGCUUGUCUUUUGAGUUGUUUCACAGAAAUUGCAGUAUCAACCUUUUCUUUUCUAUUUUGGCAGGCACAGUAACAAAAAAGAAACUCCCCGGCCAGCUGAACAUCUAUCCGUAUGACAAGAGGAUUUAUCAUCCAGGUGUCUUGUGUCCAACCUGCCAGCUUGUCAAACCAGCUCGCUCCAAACACUGCAGUGAGUAAUUACACCCUAUAAAACAUUCAACCCAUAUCAACCUGUGUGAAAUAAACUAAUCUCUUCAUGAUCAUCCACAAAAGAGUGUGUUAUUUUUAAUACAGAACUGUGAGAGAAAGAUAACAGCAUUCUACUUCAUAGUCAUUGUUAAUUUAUACUCUCUGUUUCAGGACUAUGUGACAGAUGUGUGCAGCGUUUUGACCACCACUGUGUCUGGGUGAACAACUGCAUCGGUGCUCAGAACACACGCUACUUCUUGAUUUAUCUCUUCAGUGUGUGCGCCAUGGCGGGCGACAUCGCUCUGCUUACAGCGGACAUGCUGCUACAUGCCGUGCUGCGGUCAGGGCUUCUGGCGGCCAGUUACAUCGAUGAGUACGGCCAGCAGCAGCCAGCAGGAUUUUUGUUUGUCAUACAGGUCAGACUCAGAGCUGCUGACAUACUUGAAUUUAAAUGCAUCGAAUACAGCCAUGUUGAUUCCAGUUUAACACAUCAUUGUUAUUACUAAAAUAGUUUUCUUUUUUUGUUCUAGCAUUUGUUCCUGACCUUCCCUCGAAUCGUCUUCAUGCUGGGGUUUUUGGUCUUUGUCUUCUUCCUCCUGGCCGGUUAUGCUCUGUUCCACUCUUACCUCGCUCUUGUAAACCAGACGGCAAAUGAGUGGUACAAAAGUCGAGGGUUUGUUUGCCAGCACUGCCAUCCAUCUACAACAGCAGAUGUUCUUUGUAACCCAGCCCCGGACCACUCUAAAAGAUACUACUACAGCAGAGGGGUACUUCGAAACCUGGGAGAGAUUUUAUUCCCGCUAAAACCUGUUCAGAAAAAAGACAAUUAGGGAAAAACUACUGCCUUCUGUGUUAUAAUGCUGCAUUUAGAGUUGCACUGUACCAUCCAAGGGUCAUUCAAACUGCUGCGGACUGAAGAAAUAAAGUUUAAGUUUACAUUUCUUAAA